Molecule: messenger RNA, 5436 nt
Organism: Ostrea edulis (European flat oyster)
Lineage: Eukaryota; Metazoa; Mollusca; Bivalvia; Ostreida; Ostreidae
Product: cell migration-inducing and hyaluronan-binding protein-like
Exons: 24
Coding region: 1-3354 (1117 amino acids)
Source: RefSeq, a predicted model, not a curated record
AUGGCGAAGAAAGGCUGGGUUUUGGUUAUAUAUUGUGUCUUUGGCCUUGUGGCCUCUCAGAACUGUCCAGACCAAAGUCCCCAGCUUUCAAAAUGGUCAGAUGACGCAACAUGGAAUGGACAGCCCCCACAAGAGGGAGACGCCCUGGUCAUAGAGAGCGGCGACAGUAUUAUAUUGGAUACGUCACCUCCUCGCCUUGACUCCAUCACUAUAAAAUCUGGCGGGAAACUCGUGGUGGCUGACGGGAAGGAUAUAAGUCUGACUGUGAAGUACAUUUUGAUCAGCGGAGAGAUGCACGUGGGAUCAGAAGACUGCCCGUUCACAGGGAAACUUCACAUAACACUGGAGGGUAACCUGGGAGAAUAUACCGUGGCGGGUUUUGGAGAAAAGUUCAUUGGCUUGGCGUCUGGCGGAGUCCUGGAAGUCCACGGUGAAUAUCGCCUCCCCUGGACAAAACUAACAAGGAAUGUCAAUAAAGUCGACUACAUUUCCAACAUAAAGAACAUAGAAAUAUCGCAGAAUAAUCAGGACAACAGUGAUCUCGAAAACAAUGAUCUCAAUGACGACACUGUGGACGACGAUGAAAAUGAUGAUGACGACGAUGAAAAUGAUGACGACGAUGGCAACAACGACAAUGGGAAAAACAUCAGGGCACUUGUAAUUUAUGUAUUUAAUGAAGUCACAGGCGUUCUAGAAUCGGCAGCUAAGUUGGUUCACACAAGUGGAAAAGCGAAAGAUUUCCCUGACGUCGUCGCUAACGCCAAACAAGUACUUGACGAUAUCCCUUCCGGAAAAAUAAUUGGACUAGCAUUGAAGAGACGUUUCAGGGUGGAACGAGUGGACCCGUCGGGGUUGUUUGACAUGCUGGAGGAAUGGGCCUACGGAACAGUGGAUAAUACUUCACUGAAGUUCAGAGACUACAAGUUCCACGGAGCUUGGUCACUUAUCAAAAAACAAGGGGACAAUCCCUCUACACAGGAACUUCUUCUGAAUGACGAUGGUAAAAUGGUUCGUAUAGCAGAACUUUACCACGAAGAGAACGGAAUCAAGUUUGGGGUCCGUAGCUGGGUCCACACGAUAAGAAGAGGACAGUGUUACUCUAGAGGGAAGUCUAGUCUCGCAGAGAAUUCUAUACCAGUGCUGCAUCUCGUGGAUGACGCACAAACAUGGCGAACAGGGGAUAAAGUAGUAGUCCUUUCCACUGAUUUUGAUUGGAAACAGAGGGAAUUCGGGACUAUUGUAGAUUGCCCAUCCUGUACCUCAAAGCAAGUUCGAGUGAACAUUGAACCACAAUUUAUGCAUUUCGGAGAAAUUUAUAAAAACGUGGACAUGCGCGGUGAGGUUGCCCUGAUGAAUCGAAACAUCGUAAUAGAAGGAGGAGCUGCCGCGGGUAAAAAACAAAUGGGAGGACACGUAAAGUUUCGGGAGGGCUUCAAGACAGUACAGGUGAAGAAUGUGGAAUUAAAGAACAUGGGACAACAGACAUCGCUAGGGAACUACCCUCUCCACUUCCACAUGUGUGGAGAUGUGGAUGACAGAUCAAAGCCGUCCUUACUAAGUGGAAACAGUAUCCACGAUUCAUUUGCUCGUUGCAUCACCUUGCAUGGUAGUCACGGCGCACUGGUUAAGAAUAACUUCUGCUUGAAUAAUAUUGGUCAUGGUUACUUUCUGGAAGAUGGUGGCGAGAAAAGAAACGUAUUAGAAGGUAAUUUGGGAGCUGGACAGAGGAAGGGAAAACUCAUAAAAUCUGACAAGUUACCUACAACUUUCUGGAUUACAAAUCCCCAGACUUUUGUACGAAACAACGUCGCCGCAGGAAGUGAGGGUCACGGGUUUUGGUUUGUUUAUCCUAACAAACCUCUAGGUCUCUCCAAGGAUUUAAACUUCAUGGACAAGUUCGAAGCCAUGCACACAGCGAUUUUUGAAUUCGAUAACAACGUUGCUCAUUCCAACGUGAUGAGUGGUUUAUUCAUCGACAAUAUCUUGAACACUGAUGGCAGUCUGGGAACAACCAACAAGUACGAACCUUGGGUGGAUCCAAAGGAUUCUAAAUCUGGGGCCAAAAUGGUGACGAUUAGCAAACUCACAGCGUACAAAAACAUGAAACAAAAUGCAUGGAUUAAUGGUGGAUACAUCAAAGUCACUCAAUCUUCAUUCUCAGACAGCGUCAUCGGAUUAACAUUCAAAAGGAGUUCUCCACAGGAGCAAUACAUCGAAGACAGUGUUUUUGUCGGAGAUUCACCUAACAUCGGGACUCCCACGGUGAUAGGGAGUGGAAAUUCAUUCAAAACAUACCCACGGUCUGUGCCUUUGGAAUUUGCCGACCAACCUCGUCAAGGUUUCGUUUUUUACCAUGGCCCUGUGUAUGUUUCUGACACGUGGUUUGGGGACUUUGCCGACACAGACAACUACAAAUCCGGUGCUCUAGGUUUUCAGCGGGAUAACGAUGGUCACAGUUCACCAAUCAGCGCGGUCGAUGGACUCAAGUUCGGAUUUGCAGAUCCAUCCGAGGGUAACCGAGUAUUUGAUGGAAACGCUACAGACAAUGGCUUCUCUGGUCUGGAUGGAGAUUUGAUUGGUACCUUCCGAGAUGCAGAUGGGUCGGUUUACAGCGCAAACGCUCAAAUUGUUAAAGACCUUCCUUUCCAUAUGACACCUAAUUGUUCGCAAAGAAGUAACUGGAAAAUGAUGCCCUGUGUAGAUACAUUUGGUCAGGUGCGUCUAUCGUGGUCGGCAAAGAAAGAUGUUGCCAAAGAUGUUUCCAUUUAUAGAGACGAUCUUCCUGACAACCCCAUUCAGUCAGAUGCCAAAAAGCAGGCCCCCUUUAUGGCCAUUUUAGGCGGCCAAUACAGCUAUUUGGCGAAACUAAACGGAAAAUUACCGACGUCUGUAAAAUUCUCUGGACUUGGCUUCACCAAAACCAAGACAGCACGUGUCGGUCUCUGUGUGCCCAGAGAUUCUACAAUCCGUGUGAAAUUCUUGGGACUUGCAGCAGGUGGUAAAUGGGGACAGUGGAAGAAAGGAAAGGCCUUGACCUCUAUUGAGGACCUUAAUAGCAGUACAAAUCCCACAGAUUACUUUGUAGAUUCAGACGCCGGGAUUGUAUUUUUCAAACUCAUGCAUCUUCGAGAGUAUGGUGAUUCUGAUGUGAUUGAUUGUCUCGACCGAAAAUGUCCGACUGCUGUAGUAACGAUGAUUGGUGGAGAUUUAACGGACUCCGACUGUACCUCCCGAGCAUAUCCGAAAUACAAGAGGGAUCCCAGUGACGCCCCUGCCGGGAGUGAAGUUACGUCUUUACCCGCCGAUGACUUGUUUCCACCUGCUAACUGGGGUGCCGGUUCCACUAGAAGUUAAAUCUGAGGACAAAUUGCAUUAUCCUGAACUUCAUUGUUUUCUUUUCUUUGCUUCAAAUGUAGUAAAAAUUUAAUUGCAGAAAACAUCUUUGUAUUUAUUAUGAAGCUGCAUUUUACAGACCUUGACAUGGGUCACAGUGUACGUUUCAAUAAAUACGUGUGUUUCUCUCCAUUGAAAUAUCACCCUUUGACGCAGACAAAUUGUGAAACAAUUUUUCAGUUCAAUGUGAAAAGUAAGUUGGGUUUUUUUUUUUGAGGAGGUAAAAUAAAAUCCCAAAAGUUUAUACCGACAUAAUACUGGAAAGUGUAAGUGUUUACAUUUAUUGUAGCUUUCAAAAUAAGAUAGGAUUAAUGAGAAGUAUUGGAAUGUCUUCCUUUUUAUCAAUUUUGAAAAUUCUUUCAAUACAAUGCUCUCAAAGGCUUCAUCAUCCCAGUAAAUAUACAUGACACCACCUAUGAGAUACUCUUGUUUCCAAUAUCACGACUCCUAUCACUAUUCUUGAUAGCACACCAACAUAUGUAGGUAAGCAUUUUCAGUUUCUUGAAGAACUUUCAGAUUUCAUUCACAAGAAGUAAAAUAGAAUUAUGAUAAAAACUGACAAAUAUGGCAUUAACCUUUAACACUACGAAUUUUCUAUAAUUCACCUUGAAAACCCUUAAGAACCUACAUGUUUUAGCAGUGUAUAGCAUUACUGAAAGUUUUAAUUAAAUACAAAGUAAGAAAUGAGGGUUUUCUCUAGCUUUUGAACUCAAGGUUUCUCAGAAUAGUACCUUUUAAUGUUGACCUUGAAUAUCACUACGAUCCCAUGGUUAAAUCUUUAUAAAAAUCUCAUUGCUUGUAUUUAGAGUGAAAUGCAGGUAAUAAAGUUUCUACAUAAGGGAUUUGACCUUUUCCUUGACUUUAGCGUUUGUACUUUUAAAAACCAGUUGGAACCACGAUAUCUUGACAAAAAAGAUUGUGAUUGAUUGAUUAAAUAUUGUUUAACUUCCCGCUCGAGACUUUUUCACUCAUAUGGAGACGUCACCAUUGCCGGUGAAGGACUAUAGGCCUAUACUCGGUGCGUACGGCCUUUGAGCAGAAAUUAGUUUUUAAACAACAACAAAUUAUUCAUAUAGUUUAUGAAUAAUUUGUCACAUAAAAUUGCUGAUUUGCUAAAAUAAUUAUUAGUUCUGCUUCGCAAAAAGACAUACAUAUUUAUAGAUAAUGUUUAUGUUUCAAUUUAGGACAAAAUUUGUAAUAAAUCACUAAUAUAUUUUUAUGCAUGCUUUAUUACAAUUAUAAAAAUUUCGGAAUUAAAAGGUCGUGACCUAUACGUUAGGAUUGAUAUAACAAUUUUUAGGAUAAUCACUGUCUCGCCAUUGGAAAGAGAGAUUUUCGAACAUUUUUAUUGCAUGAUAUUUAAAGUUGAAGACUAAAGCGUGUUCAAAAAUGCGUUGAUAUGAUUACUUCUAAGCUAUUUUUUUAAACCAAUAUUUAUGUAUAUAUUUUAACUAGGGCAUCAUAUUGAAAUAAGUUCUUCCUCGGUUUCGUUGUGUAAGUCUACAUGUAUUUUGAACUUUAUGCGAAAAUGGGGGCCAUAAAGGGCCCUUGUCCUACAUAUACACUGUACAUUAUCCUAUUAAAGUUGAUGUUGCGAUCAAUAUCAAUAGGAAGAACAGAUUGUACAUCUAAGACUGACAGCACCUUUCCCAUAAGAACAUGACCAUUGAACCAUGUAACCCCCUCUGUAUUUCCCAUAACAAAAUUAAUGUUUAUGGGUAUUUGUGAUUUCAUACAUUAGUUAAUUUUUGUUACUCUAUACUGUAGUGUUGUAGUAUAAGACAGUAAGUAUAAACUGACGACAUACAUUGAUAUAUUGAUCUUAAACAACACCGAUUUUGCCGGGGAAAUAACAGAAAAGUGGGGGGUGGGGUACAAAGUCCAGUAUGCCCUUCUCGAAAAUAAAUUAUAUUUGUAAAUUCCAGUUUCCCAUUAUAUAACAUAUACAUGGCUGUUCUGAAAAAGGACGCUCUGCGUGAUCAACUUGUAAGAUACACUGUACCACCUCCUCCUCGUGAAUCAAAAUUAAAUAUACUGUGUCCA